UGUAGCGAACUCAUCAGACACUUGUUCGACUUUUGUGGGAUCAAAAAGUCACAGACGACCCCGUACCACCCAAUGGGCAAUGGCGCUGUUGAAAGGUUUAACCGGACACUGGGUAAUAUGAUCAGGGCUCUAGAGCCAAGACCAAAGCAUGAUUGGCCCCAGAUGCUUCACACACUGACCUUUCUAUACAAUUGUACUGCACAUGAGACGACAGGGUUUCCUCCAUUUUAUUUAAUGUUUGGUCGUACGCCGAGACUGCCAGUUGAUGUGAUUUUCAAGAGUGUAUUGAGGGACGAUUCGAGUGACUCUCUUCCCAAGUAUGUAGUAUCUUUGGACAGAGAUUUGAAGGAGGCUCUUGCUGUUGCUGAGGUUAAUACUGGCAGAGAACAGUCUCACCAGGCCAGGAUGUACAACCGAAGACAUAAGGGCGUGAACAUCGAAGUCGGUGACAGGGUUCUGUUAGCCAAUAUGAGUGAGCGUGGCAAACGCAAACUUUCGGAUAAGUGGGAGGGUGUGGUAUAUACUGUGGUCGACCGUGAUUUCAGGACUCACAUUUACAAGAUAAAACACCCUGUAUCAGGUCAGCUCAAGGUAGUGCACAGAAAUCUGCUUCUUUGUGUGAAUUUUCUUCCUUUAUGUGAUGUUGUGGGAGCUACUGAUGAUGAGAGUGUGUUUUCUGUGGGCGAUGAUGUUUCCGAUGACGGCUCGUUGGCUUUUGACAAUUCGGUGGCUAUGAGUGGAAGCCCUGAAGUUUCUGGGUCCGUGGAUGCUAGUGGCCCCAAUGUAGAUAAGUCAUGUGAUUCUCAUGAUUUCUCUGUGAUUGCAAAUGUGCCGCCACUUAGUGUAAUUCCUGGAAAUACUCUUUCGGACCAUUCAGUUCAUCAGGAAUGUCCUGGUCAGGUCAAUGUCUGCGAUCCUAAUUGUGCUGUUAGUGGAACGGUGGAUGGUGCUGAGUUGUCAGGUCGUAGAUCAAGGUUUGGCAGAUUCUUGAAACCGGUGAAUCGCCUUAUUUGUUCUAUGAACAGGCAGACCCUGCUCAACACUGGACAACAGAACCAUGGCAAAUGGUCUUUUUCUGUUCUUGGUUUGAAACAUUAGAGUACACAGUUUAGGGUGUUAUGUCAAAUUUGGAGUGCAUAUAGGUAUGAGUUGCCGGGAUGAAGUGUAGAAGGCACUUUAUUUGGGUCGUGUUUAAGAAGAAGUGAUAUGCGCAGCACUUUUUUUCUUAUCAGUUCUUUAGAUGAACAGUUUUUUCUGAUCAACAGCAUUGUGCUAAGAAUGGCAAUUCUGGGAUUUUGUCUCUGUGGGAGUUUUUGUUUCUUUGUUGAUUUCGUGUUUGUUAUAUUUUGGCACAUUCAGUGGGGGUGAAUGUAACAGAGGAAAUGGAUUUAUUUUGAAUGGUGCCAAAAUACUUUUUUACUGUGAAAUAGUUCAUUAUACAGUAUAUAUAUUUUCUGUGUAAUUCAUUUGUCUUUAUAUUAUACCUGAGAAGAGGGGAAUUAGCGACACCUAAAGGUGAAGUAAGAAAAGAAUAAAACGCAAGUUGCAUCGGCCAUUUUCUCUCAGUUCCACCUGAACUGUUGAGGUAAACGGUAAGCAACAAAUGUUCUCUCUGGUAAUAUUCAUACACAUGCUGUUAAUAAACUUUUUAUUUAUUUUACAAAUGAUAUGAUUUCGCUAAAGUGUUUUUUGACAACUUGGAGUAGUUGAGUUUUUUUUUUUUAUUUAUUUCUUAGCUCAUAAUUAAGUAUAUACACGCUAUACGUGUGUGAAAUUUAUCCCUUUUUUUAUUUUUGCGUACUUAUUGUUUCCCUUAAUUGUAUUAUUUAACAGUUUUGUGACCGGAUGAGCUGUGUAACCUAUGCAACCUGCGUGUCUUUUUAUUUUACCCUCAGUAAAACACAACGCAUGGAUGAACUCUAAAA
Molecule: messenger RNA, 1925 nt
Organism: Silurus meridionalis
Lineage: Eukaryota; Metazoa; Chordata; Actinopteri; Siluriformes; Siluridae
Exons: 2
Coding region: 73-1098 (341 amino acids)
Biological process (GO): DNA integration
Molecular function (GO): nucleic acid binding
Source: RefSeq, a predicted model, not a curated record